AUGCCCAAAAGGAAGGUCAGCUCCACCCAGGGAGCAGUGAAAGAGGAGCCCAAGAGGAGGUUGGCAAGGCUGUCAGCUAACCCUGCUCCUGCAAAAGUGGAAAUGGAGCCCCCCAAAAAGGGCAGCAAAGGACAAAUCUACAGACAAAAAGUGCAAGCAAAGGACAAAUCUACAGACAAAAAGUGCAAGCAAAGGACAAAUCUACAGACAAAAAGACGGAGGGGAGCAAAUGGAAAACAGGCUAACCAAGUGGCUAAUCAAGAAACUAAAGAUUUACCUGCAGAAAACAGAGAAACUAAAAAUAAGGAGAGUCCAUCUUCUGAUGAUUCAAGAGAGAAAGAAACCAGGUCUGAUUAA
Molecule: messenger RNA, 357 nt
Organism: Hipposideros armiger (great roundleaf bat)
Lineage: Eukaryota; Metazoa; Chordata; Mammalia; Chiroptera; Hipposideridae
Product: non-histone chromosomal protein HMG-14-like
Exons: 2
Coding region: 1-357 (118 amino acids)
Biological process (GO): chromatin organization
Cellular component (GO): nucleus; chromatin
Molecular function (GO): nucleosomal DNA binding
Source: RefSeq, a predicted model, not a curated record